GUAUACAGGAAAAGGGUUCGUCACAAUAUGGCCGCCGCCUGUUAAUUCCAACUACUUAUUUGAAGCAGCAAGGCAGGCAGUUUUUAAUCUAACCACCAAUUUUGUUUGAUUUUUGUACGACAUGGCUCAGUGUGUUAUGUCCGUACAUGAAUUUAUUCCGGAUUCGUUUGUACCCAUGAUAGCCGUAUUAUGUAGUAGCGAAGCGGAAAGAGUCACUCGGAAGAACAAUCUGAAUUUUCCCGAGCUGUUGAAGCCGUUCUGUCGACUGACAUCCGAAGGUCACAUCCGGGAUUCCAACAACCAGCUCCAGACUGUGAAAAACUUGCGGAUCUGUGUCAACAAUGUGGUGACAAGCCCCAGUACAUCAUCUGCUACCCUUGGGCCGUCUCAAAACCGCCUUCUCAGUGAAGUGGUGUCCGCCUGUCAACCUCAGGAGAGCGCAUAUACUACUGUCACGAGAACAGGAGAUUAUAAUUUAAAUUUAGGUGUUACCACACCCUGGUUCGAAGCCUACAGGGAAAACUUCUUGCAGUUGAUGCCUGCCUCUGACCAUGAGUUCCUGAAUCACUACCUGGCCUGCCUGCUGGUGGUGUCCUCCACUGAGCCUGUCCCCGUGGAGCAGUUCCUCAAGCUUUCCCAAGAACAGCACAGGAUUCAGCACAGUGGGGAAUACACUAAUCCAAAGUGGUUUAUUCCUAACACACUCAAGUACUACGUGUUACUGCAUGACUUGAACGAGGGAGAUGAACAAAGGGCAGAUACAGUUUAUGAAGACAUGAAACAAAGGUAUGGUCCUCAGGGAUGUUAUCUGUUGAAAAUCAACUCUCGUGCCUCUUCACCUGAGGAGGAGGAGCAGAUUCCAGACCCUUGGAGUCAAUACCUGCACAAGCAAAAUCUGCGGAACGAGGACAUGUUGGAACUCAAUCCAGCUGCUAAUAUCGCUCCAGCUCAGAACAGUGUUGUUGCACCUGAAGCUGAUUGCAGUGACUCAACAGAGAAAGAAGGACCUGGACUGUCCAGUUGCUUGGAUGCUCAUCCUCUUCAACUCGACUCAGAGACCUGCACAGCUAGCCUCCUAACACUGAGCCAUGUCGACAGUGAUGUGAAGAAUAGUAGAGGAGACACAGAGAGCCUGGCUGCAGGACCAGGGAACUAUGGGGCCUGUCUAACUCUGAAUGACCAUGACCGCAUCAGACAGUUUAUUCAGGAAUUUACUUUUAGAGGCUUGCUGCCGCACAUAGAAAAAAACAUCAGACAACUUAAUGACCAGCUGGUUUCUAGGAAGGGGCUGAGCCGUUCCUUGUUCACGGCUACCAAGAAGUGGUUUGGUGGCGGUAAAGUCCCAGAGAAGAGCGUUAGUGAACCAAAGAGCACAUAUGGCCUUCUAUACCCCCCUGAAGCUCCCGAGUUGCAGAUCAGAAAGAUGGCCGACCUUUGCUUCCUGGUUCAGCACUAUGAACUGGCCUAUAGUUGUUACCACACUGCCAAGAAGGACUUUCUGUCAGACCAGGCUAUGCUGUAUGCUGCAGGGGCACUGGAAAUGGCUGCAGUAUCAGCCUUUCUGCAAGGUGGAGCCCCAAGGCCAUAUCCAGGCCACUAUAUGGACACUGCAAUACAAACAUACAGAGAUGUCUGCAAGAACAUGGUGCUGGCUGAGCGUUGUGCAUUACUCAGUGCUGAAAUACUGAAGAGUCAGGGAAAAUACUCAGAGGCUGCAACUCUUCUUAUUAAGAUGACCAGUGAGGACUCUGACCUUCGCAGUGCUCUGCUGUUGGAACAGGCUGCCCAUUGUUUCAUCAACAUGCGCAACCCUAUGGUGCGCAAGUUUGCCUUCCAUAUGAUCUUGGCUGGUCAUCGCUUCAGCAAAGCAGAACAGAGGACGCACGCACUGCGCUGUUACAGUCAAGCCAUGCAGGUCUACAAGGACAGGGGCUGGUCUUUGGCAGAGGAUCAUAUCAACUUUACAAUUGGCCGUCAGUCCUUUACACUUGGGCAACCUGAGUACGCUUUACUGGCCUUCAGACAGAUCCUGAGUAAUGAUAGCAGACAGACAGCCACACAGCAGGCUGCCUUCCUCAGAGAGUACCUCUACGUUGUCAAGAGUGUGCUAGGAGAAAACGAAAGCUGCCCCCCCCAGCUGCCACUGCCUUACAUCAAUAGCUCUGCUACAAGAGUCUACUUAGGACAUGAACGUCGCCUUGCAGAAGGGGAGAAGCAGGCAGCUACUCACGUUUCCUUGGAUCAAGAGUAUGACCAGGAUUUGUCAGUCUUGUGGUGCCAGCUUGAGGAGCAGCUUGCAGCAUCUGCCAAUCAAGGGGUUCUUCCGAGUAACUUCCAACCUACUCAGUGCUGUCUGAACAGUCAGACAGACAACCUCCAUCACCCACUGGCUGUGGUUGAGGAACCAAUUAUUGUGGAGGUCACAUUCAGGAACCCUUUGAAGGUUUCUUUGCUUUUGUCCAACCUCUCACUUCUCUGGAGGUUUACUAUUGGCACACUUUCAGGAGGAAAGGAAUCAACAAGUGAGCAAUUAGGUGGAGAGAUGAUUACUAAUGAGGACACUUCAUCAGGCAAAAAAGAUGAAAUUGUCACAACUGAGAUCAUCCAAGAGUUUUUCCUGGGAUCAGAAGAGACCAAAACCGCCCGGCUGAAGAUGCUGCCACACAGAAUGGGUCAGCUGAAUAUCGUAGGACUGAUCUACAACCUGACUUCAUCUCAGUUUGGAGAAACCUCUUCAAACACUGAUGGGCAGCAGAUGUUAGACUCCAUGAUCAUUCGUGGUAGACAAGACCUGAAGAUCCAGGGCCCACGGCUUAACUUGACCAAAGAAGACAAGAUGAUGCUUCGACACGGUACAGAUCGACGUUUGGAGCCCAUCAUAACUUCUCCUAUGCCCCUAAUGGAGGUUUUCUUCCUGCAUUUUCCCACUGCUCUGCUGUGUGGUGAGAUCAGGAAAGCUUAUGUCGAGUUCCAUAACGUCAGUGCUGUUGCUCUGUGUGGCCUCCGUGUGGCAUCCACCCACCCUGAUUUCUUCACAUUUGGCAGCCAGGCCACAACACCUUUCACACCUCCCAGCCCAGGCUCAGCUGAGAACUGCUCAGCCUAUUUAACUUUUCCUACACCACACCGGCCAGGCUCGGUGUCCUCUGAGAUGUUGGUUUCUGCCCCUGUUUUCAGUCAGCCAUCUGGGGUAAUGGAAAUCCCCAUACAUGGCAGUACACUGGAACCAGGGGAGUCCAUUCAGCUGCCCAUGUGGCUCCGAGGACCAGACCAGGAAGGAGUCCAUGAAAUCAACUUUCUGUUCUACUAUGAGAGCACAGAGAAAGGACUCAAAAUAAGUCAUCGAGUGUUACGUCACACGGUGUUUAUCUGCGCCAGUCGGUCUUUGAGUGUACAGGCCUCAGCCUGCCGCAGCAGUGCUUCUCCGCAUCACUCUCUAGAUGAAAAAGGCAGCGGAGCAACACUUGUUUUUAUUGAUGUGGAGAACGUAAAUGCGAGUGAAAGUGGUGUCCGUGAGUUCCACAUUGUCCAGGUGUCUAGCAGCAGUCAGCACUGGCGGCUCCACAAGUAUAUCAAUCCAGGCAACAAUUAUGAUUGCAGACUCAGCAGUCAAGAAAGAGCCAAACUUUGUUUUAAGGCUAUGCAAUGCAAAUCCCACGAAGGCUCUGAUGCUGUAAAGAAAUACACUUUCGCAGACCUGAAUCUUGGAAAUGAACAGAUCAUUAGUUCCUCAACACCCUGUGGAGAUUUCUUCUUCCGUUGCCAUCAGAGCUCAGUUUUUCAACAAAGGAACUUGGCCAGGACAUCCUUCAGCAACAAAAGCCAGGACUCUCUCACCACUGAAAACACAGACUCAGACAUUACAAAUAUUGCGAAGAAGUGUAAUGAGCUUGACCUAAACAUAAUAGUCAUCUGGAAGGCUUAUGUCGUAGAGGACAACAAACAGCUCAUCUUAGAAGGCCAGCUUCAUGUGGCCCUGCGGACAAUUGGCAAAGAGGCCAGUUCUCUAAUUCCCAAAGAGGAAGCUCAGGAGAUGAUGCUUCUUAGGUUUAAGUCAGAGUUGCCUCCUCCAGUCAUUCUGCCUUAUCAAGAGCUUUCCCAGCUCAUCAGAACAAACCUCUGCUAUCCUGAAACCUUUACACAUCAGUUUGUGAAAGACAGCCUCUGCUUAGUCCCAGUUACUCUGACUUUGUCCAACUGCUCCUUGGCUCAAAUAGAUGUCACAGUUGACCUGCGGCACAAAAGCACCAGUUCGGAGUCUCUGGAAGUCCACGCCUCGUUUGCUUGGGUGGGUCAGACUCAGUACAAGUUGCAGCUGCGGCGGCGAGAGGUGGUGAGCCUCACUCUGCAAGCCUGUUUCUUUCGCGCUGGUGUCUACAACCUGAACACACCAUGGGUUUUCGCCAAGCUAGCUGAACACAGCACAAUGUGUGAAUCAAGUCAGCAAACAACUAGUCCUGCUCUCAUCAUCAUUAACAACGCCUGUCCCCUGAUGCCCUGAGGGGACAGUAAGGGGCUACUGACACACCAUGGGGGACUUGGCAGACACAAGAACUCCUUAAGGCACAGCUAUGACUCUGUGACAGCAAUACUGGUGAUAAAAACUGAAAAGUGACACCAAUGAGCUGAUGGUAUACAUAUGAACCCUGGUUUCAUCAGCUAACAAAUAGUAUGUGCUUUACUGGUUGACUUCCUGUCGUACAAUGAACCCUUCCUUCUCCCUCUGUACCCCAGAAUCCUCAUCCUCCCAUAUUGUGUUAUACAUGUUUGUCCAGAGCAAGUCUUACACUUUUCUUUGCUUGUUAACAUAAAACAGGUGAAAGUCCUGCCACAGACAUGUUGGUGUUGGACAAGGAUAUUUCCUUCAAAUAACGGCAUGAAUAUAAAAUAGCUAAAAUUCUCAGUUUGGUUCGAUCCUGUCCAGUUGGAGUGACCAUUGUUUCCACAGACUGGGCUGGUGGUGUCUAUCUGAACCUGAAGGAGAUCAGAUUCAAAACACUUGCCUGCAUUGGCUGGAAAUCCAUCUUGCUGGCAUUUAGGGAUCUUUAUUAUGACAAACUAUACCUUUCUUGAAAGUGCAUCAGGCUUUUUUUUCUCAAAGUACAGAUUGCCCUUCUAUAGACUUGACAUCUCAUCUGAAAAAUAUGUAUUUCCUAAUAGCAAAUUGGAUGUUAAAAUAAAGGUAAUGAUGCUGGCAAAAUUAUGUAUUUCCUCUUAGUGUAUUCAGUGUAGGAUUAUUUUCAUUAAGAUAUAUGUACAACUGGAAGUAAUUCUUUAAAAAUCCACCAUGAUAUUCUUUGUAGUGUUUAUUAGCCCUAUUUUAAAUCACACUGCCACAUAACUAAUUAGUGAAUCAGUCUCAUAUUUUUCAUCAUUAAACAAUCUUACUAAUCCAA
This is a messenger RNA of Girardinichthys multiradiatus, 5396 nucleotides long. RefSeq names its product trafficking protein particle complex subunit 8 (gene trappc8). Bases 122 to 4501 code for a protein of 1459 amino acids. Gene Ontology annotation, molecular function: protein binding. Gene Ontology annotation, cellular component: phagophore assembly site; cytoplasmic vesicle; TRAPPIII protein complex. Lineage: Eukaryota; Metazoa; Chordata; Actinopteri; Cyprinodontiformes; Goodeidae. The transcript has 29 exons. The record is from RefSeq and is a predicted model, not a curated record. Gene Ontology annotation, biological process: protein localization to phagophore assembly site; endoplasmic reticulum to Golgi vesicle-mediated transport.